This is a messenger RNA of Fundulus heteroclitus (mummichog), 5736 nucleotides long. RefSeq names its product lysine (K)-specific demethylase 5Bb (gene kdm5bb). Gene Ontology annotation, molecular function: histone demethylase activity; DNA binding. Gene Ontology annotation, cellular component: nucleus. The transcript is spliced from 28 exons. The coding region runs from base 205 to 4872 and encodes 1555 amino acids. The record is from RefSeq and is a predicted model, not a curated record. Gene Ontology annotation, biological process: chromatin remodeling. Lineage: Eukaryota; Metazoa; Chordata; Actinopteri; Cyprinodontiformes; Fundulidae.
GGAACAUUCUCUUCACUGUGCGUGGAUGAGUGUCGGUUAAAUGUGUGUGUGUGUGUGUAAUCUGCCUCCUCUCGUGUUGAUGUCGACGCGCCGGAGAUCGACUGUGGCUGGCGAAUAAACGGGGCAAAACUAAAAUAAAAAAAAAUAAAAAAUACACCUUCAGAAGGACCGCAGCACGGCUGACCCCCCGAGCCACAACCGACCAUGAGCCUGCCUCGGCCGGACGAGUUCAAGCCUCCUCCGGAGUGCCCGGUCUUCGAGCCCAGCUGGGAAGAAUUUCGAGAUCCGUAUGCUUUCAUCAACAAGAUCCGGCCCAUCGCGGAGAAGACGGGGAUCUGCAAAGUCCGGCCGCCGCCGGACUGGCAGCCACCAUUUGCCUGCGAUGUUGACAAGCUUCACUUUGUUCCUCGGAUCCAGCGGCUCAAUGAACUGGAGGCACAGACGAGGGUCAAGCUCAAUUUCUUGGACCAGAUUGCCAAAUUUUGGGACCUGCAGGGAUGUACCCUGAAGAUUCCUCACGUGGAGAGGAAGAUUUUGGACUUAUAUCAGCUGAACAAGCUCGUCGCAGAUGAGGGCGGAUUCGACAUCGUCUGCCAGGACAGGCGCUGGACGAAGAUUGCGGUUCAAAUGGGCUUCUCUCCCGGCAAAGCCGUCGGCUCACACCUGCGAGGGCAUUACGAAAGAAUCCUCUAUCCCUACAAUCUGUUUCAGAGCGGAGCUAACCUGCUGGCACAAGAACCAGCUUCCAAACUGAUGCGUUUGGAGGCUGAUCCUGAACUUGAAAAGUGCGUUCAGAAGCCGGCCCAGCCAGCAGAAGACGUGGACGGCAUUGAGCCAAAGCUGCAGGAGCCGAUUCAGAGACCGCCGGCCCCCGCGCCGGACGCCUCCCCCGGUGCUCGCCGAGCCAAGCGCAUGAAGAUGGAGACGAGCUGUGUAAAGAUCGAGUCAGGUGAGACGGGCGACACCAAGCCCAAUCUGAGGAGGAGGAUGGGCUCUAUUGUUGUCAAGCAAGAACCAGAAAAACCGAUUCCCAUCGUAGUGAAACAGGAACCAGUUGAGUUUAAGGAACCAAUAAUCGAGGCAGACAAGUUCAAGUCACGCUACAAGAAGAUGAUUCCUCUGAUUUCUCCAAGUCCAAUCUGGGAUUCAGUUCAUAUGUUUCCCUUUGUAACUCAGGUGGAUCUGGUGGUGUGUCUGGUGUGUGGCAGCGGGGGGGACGAGGACCGCCUGCUGCUGUGCGACGGCUGUGACGACAGCUACCACACCUUCUGUCUGAUCCCUCCGCUCCACGACGUCCCCAAAGGAGACUGGAGGUGCCCCAAGUGUCUGGCUCAGGAAUGCAGCAAACCUCACGAGGCCUUCGGGUUUGAACAGGCGCACAGGGACUAUUCUCUGCGCGCGUUCGGGCAAAUGGCAGACGCGUUCAAAUCAGACUACUUCAACAUGCCAGUUCACAUGGUGCCCAUGGAGCUGGUGGAGAAGGAGUUCUGGCGCCUGGUUGGAGCCAUUGAGGAGGACGUUACAGUCGAGUACGGAGCUGAUAUUGCCUCGAAGGAGUUUGGGAGCGGGUUCCCCAUCCCUAAUGGGAAGUUGAAGGUUUCCCCAGCAGAUGAGAAAUACCUGCAGUGCGGCUGGAAUCUGAACAACCUGGCAAUGAUGAACCCGUCGGUGCUGACUCACGUGACAGCGGACAUCUGCGGGAUGACGCUGCCCUGGCUUUACGUCGGCAUGUGCUUCUCCUCCUUCUGCUGGCACAUCGAGGAUCACUGGAGCUACUCCAUCAACUACCUGCACUGGGGAGAACCUAAGACGUGGUACGGCGCUCCGGGUUUCGCCGCCGAACAGCUGGAGAAGGUGAUGAAGAAGCUGGCUCCGGAGCUGUUUGAGUCUCAGCCUGACCUGUUGCACCAGCUGGUCACCAUCAUGAACCCCAACACACUGAUGGCGCACGGAGUCCCGAUUUACAGAACGAACCAGUGCGCCGGCGAGUUUGUCAUCACGUUUCCCCGAGCGUACCACAGCGGCUUCAAUCAGGGCUUCAACUUUGCCGAGGCGGUUAACUUCUGCACCGUGGACUGGAUGCCUCUCGGCCGGCAGUGUGUGGACCACUACCGUCUGCUGCAUCGGUACAACGUCUUCUCCCACGACGAGAUGGUGUGCAAUAUGGCCACCAAGGCAGCCACCCUCAAUGUGGUCUUGGCCUCAGCCGUCCACAAGGACAUGGCCCUCAUGAUCAAAGAAGAGCAGGAACUGAGGGACAAAGUCAAGAAAAUGGGGGUUGUGAAUUGCAAGGAGGCAAAAUAUGAUCACCUCCAAGACGAUGAGCGGCAGUGUGCCAAGUGCAGGACCACCUGCUACCUCUCGGCCAUCACCUGCCCCUGUAGCCCGGGCGUCCUGGUCUGCCUCUACCACAUCAACAACCUCUGCUCCUGCCCCGUCUCCAGCUACGUACUCAACUACAGAUACACCAUGGAUGACCUGUUCCCCAUGAUGAACGCUGUGAAGCAGCGAGCCGAGCUGUACGAUGAAUGGGCCUGUCGCGUGACCGAGACCCUGGAGGCCAGGCUGGAAAAGAAAAAGGGUCUACCGGUGUUUCGCUCCCUCCUCGCUGAGUCGGAGUCCCAGCUGUUCCCCGACAACGACCUGCUGCGGCGGCUGCGUCUUGUCACGCAGGAUGCGGAGAAGUGCGCCUCGGUGGCUCAGCAGCUGCUGAACGGCAAAAAGCAGACCAGGUACCGGUGUGGCAGCGGAAAGUCACGCAGCCAGCUAACGGUGGAAGAGCUCAGCUCCUUCGUGAGGCAGCUGUACAACCUCUGCUGCAGCCUCCCGCAGGCGCCUCAGCUGAAGGAGCUCUUGAAUCGUAUCGAAGACUUCCAGCAGCACAGCGAGAAGGUCCUAGGAGAGGAAUCUCCCAGCGUGGCAGAGAUCCAGAGCCUCUUAGACGUCAGCUUUGAUUUCGACGUGGACCUGCCGGAGCUGCCGCAGCUGAGGGAGAGGCUGGAGCAGGCCCGCUGGCUGGAGGCGGUGCAGGAGGCCGGCUCCAAGCCCGCCACGCUCACCCUGGAGGCCAUGAGGAGACUCAUCGACCAGGGAGUGGGCUUGGCCCCGCAUCCGUCCGUGGAGAAAGCCAUGGCACGCCUUCAAGAGCAGCUCACUUUGUCCGAGCACUGGGAAGAUAAGGCGAGCAGCCUGCUGAAGGCCAGACCGCCCCACUCUAUGGAGACGCUUAGCGCUGCUGCUGAAAAGGCCUCUGUAAUCCCAGCUUACCUCCCAAACUGUCUGCUCCUCCAAGACACCAUCAGGAAAGCACAGGAGUGGCUUCAAGAAGCCGAGGAGCUUCAGGCCAGCGGCUGUGUGAUGACGGCGGAUGGUCUCUCUGACAUGGUGCUACGAGGACAGGCCAUCCAAGUGCAGCUGGAGCCCUUGGAGAGGCUGGAGUCUCUGAUGGCAGACGUGCAGAAGUGGAAAGAAUCUGCAGCAGCAACUUUCCUGCUAAAGGAUUCAACUCUUACUCUGCUAGAGGUCCUGUGUCCAAGACUUGAAGUUGGAGCUGCCGGUUCCCCGAAGAGGAAGGCCAAGAAGGGGAAAGAAUCCCUGAAGAACAACCGAAAGAAACCUGGACGGUUUAGCUCUGUGGGCGACGUGGAAAAAGCUCUUUCAGACACCAAGGACUCCACCUCUGCAAUGGCGACCCUGGAGGAGCUGCGCGUGAGGGAGAUGGAGACCUUCUUUAAUCUCAGGGCGGCGAACGAGUCCAAGCUCCUUCCCACGGCGGACUGCAUGGACCUGAAGGUGUGCUUCUGCCAGAAGGCGCCCAUGGGGGCGAUGCUGCAGUGCGAGCUCUGCAGGGACGCCUUCCACAGCGUGUGCGUCCGGGACCCGGCCGGCUCGUGCGACGCCCAGCCGUGGCUCUGCCCGCGCUGCCAGCGCGCGGAGAAACCCCUGCUGGGCAAAGUCCUCGCCCUGCUGGCGUCCCUGCAGGGCGUAGGCGUGCGUCUGCCAGAGGGCGACGCUCUGAACUAUCUGGUAGAGAGGACACUUAGCUGGCAGCAGCGAGCGCAGCAGACUUUACAGACGUGUCACCUGCCGGAGUUAGAGGAGAGACCGGAAACCCCUCCGACACUAACCCACUGGGUGUCAGGCUGCGACAACACUCACCACAACACUCAGGCGCCGUGUUUGACUCCAGAAUGGAACCGGAUAAGCCACGCUCAGACCGUCUUUUACACCGAGCAGAGAUGCAUCCCCCUGCAGGGCUUGACCAGCGAGCUGGAAGAGCUGAUGGUGGAGGGGCUCCUGCUGCAGGUGUCUGUGCCUCAGGUCCACAGCCUGUACCACGUGUUGUUGGACCGAGCCAACAGCCAGCACACCAACAGACCCGCGUCGCCAGCAGAGGAGGAGCCCUCAGCCCACGGCAAACACAUGCAGUUCAUCUCUCAGGGAACAAACAUGGCACUAAACCAGGAGGGCAGCGACGGCACGAGGGACACCCUGACUGCCUCGGAAAGGAAAGCAAAGAGGCGUCUGGGGCGGGACGGCUUACCGGACGCUGAGCGCCGGGGGAAAGACAAAAAACACUCUCACAAAAGACAAAAGGUGAACAAAAAGGAGCCCCAGCGGAGGCCGGCUUCUACCUCAUCCUCCCCGCGCUCUGACUUCUCCCAGUCUGACGACUCUGAUGAGGAAAUGGCUGCGUGUCCUGCUGAAAGCUGCCUCCUGCCAGAAGGAGAUGAGGUGGAUUGGGUCCAGUGUGACGGCAGAUGCAACCAGUGGUUUCACCAAGUCUGUGUCGGCGUCACGCCGGAGAUGGCCGAGAAGGAGGAUUACGUUUGUGUCGGGUGUGCGCUGAGCGAUCGGCAGAUGAGAAAGUGAAGAAAAGGAGUUUUUAAACAUUUUUUUAAUUUUCUUUUGGGAAGUCUGCAGGUCCUCGGUCCGUUCCUGUAGCCUGGCGUCAGGCUGUGUCACUUGAUCCCGUUCCCCUCCUUCCCCACACAGUCCCACCUGUCUGACCCUUUUGUAACAAUGGUGCUAUCUCCUCUUUGACCUGUCGUCCAGGACUAUAAUGUUUAGUUGUUUUUUUUUUGUAUUUUUACAUAUAUUAUAUGUAUAUUUCUUUCUUAUAAAUUGUUUGCGGUUGUCUAAAUGGAAAAAAGAAACACAGGACGUUAAGUGUGCUGCAUGGGUCUGCAUUUCAUCAGCACAAAGGAGUCUUACACCACGAUACCCCAAGUAAAAAAGCGCUAAGGAUUAAAAUUUAUCUUCUUUGAUGCCUCUUUGCAUGUUUCACAGAGUUAUGGGGAAAUUAGUUUUUAACCCCCGUUAAAACCCCUCAAAAUAACUAUGAUAGCUUUUUUUUUUUUUUCUUUCAUCUUCGGUGUUUAGUCAAUGCAUCUUAAUAUAAUUAUCCCCGUUUUUGUUUUGUAGAUUAGGUUUUAUUUAUCUGAGCAAUAAUUUUAUUUUCUCGGAAAUGACUUUGAUGGCUUGAUCUCUGCGAAUUUGUGUUUUAGCGAUGAUGUUGAUGUGAUGUAAAGAAAGUUACACGGGAGGACGGACGGACGGACGGGUUACGGCUGCAGAGACGUACCGGAGCACGCUGAAGGAAAAAAACAAACAAAACAAAAAGAAACUCCCUGCUGACAUGCAGAUCUGCAGGAUGGUAACCCAGCAUACCAUACAGAGGAAACGUGAAGAUGUUACAAGUUUAUAUUGUGGAAUAAAGCCCCUUUGUUCUAUGGA